This is a messenger RNA of Patiria miniata (bat star), 1074 nucleotides long. RefSeq names its product tetratricopeptide repeat protein 12-like. Lineage: Eukaryota; Metazoa; Echinodermata; Asteroidea; Valvatida; Asterinidae. The transcript has 6 exons. The record is from RefSeq and is a predicted model, not a curated record. The coding region runs from base 123 to 656 and encodes 177 amino acids. Gene Ontology annotation, molecular function: protein binding.
ACUUGGAUGAUGAGCACCCCAAUGUUCCGAAAUCAAAUGUGGACGAUGGGAAGCCCCAAGUUUCAGAAAAGGCAUCUUCACCAGCAGUGCAAGACAUUCCUGCUACCCAUCCCCAUAAUGUCAUGAAAGCCCUGGAAGCAGACGCCAACAAGCCCGCAGAGAAGCGUAAAGCAGAGGCGACGGCUCUGAAAGAUCAGGGGAACCAAGCGUUCAAGAAGAGCAAUUACACACGAGCCGUUGAGCUCUACACACAGGGCCUGGAGCGUCUAAAAGACUUUGUGGUGCUGUACACCAACAGGGCACAGGCUUACAACAAAUUGGGAAAGUUUACAGAGGCAAUGGAGGACUGCCGGACUGCCUUGCAGUUGGAACCAAACAACGUCAAGGCAUUGGUGCACCUUGGCAAGGCCCAACAGGGACUGAAGGAUUACGAGGUGGCUGUUACGACUUACAAAGAAAUCACCAAGAUUGACGAGAAGUACGAAAGUAAAGUCGCAGGCUACAUUGCAGAAGUGAAUCUAGCCGAGUCCGCAGCCAAGUCUGAUAUGGAGGCUGAGAGGCUGUUGAGUGAGGGCGAUGUCAAAGCAACGGGCGUUCAUGAGAUCGGACUCGGUGACGGUAAGCAAAAACUCUGCCAUAAUUACCAAUGUAGGUAAUUACAAAUGUAGGUAAUUACAAAUGUAGGUAUGUAAAUUGAAUGUUUCUUAUCCCAAAAAUGUUUGUUUUACAGCAUUUCAUAUAAUCUUGAAUUUUGGUUUAACUAUAGACCCUUUGUUGGUUGUGCCAUGACAGUGGGCAGCAGUCGAUUUCAUGAAAAAGUGCGCAGCUUGUGCCAUGAGUAAGACUUAGGCAACAAAUUUGUUGCCCAGCUGCGCAAUAAAGUUACGAUCGAUUUCACAAAGCUUGGCGCAGCUUCACAAUGCUUUAAAUAAUUUAAGCAUCUUGGACGAGGAUAAAAGCAGCAUUUACCACGGCUGUUUGUGUGUGAAUUUUUUCGUUCGCAAAACAGUCGUUGGAUCACCUCAGCCCGCCAUUUUGAAAAUUAUUUUGUCCGUCUUGUAUCAACCUUGAUAA